AGAGCGUUGUACAUUCAUUCUGCCUGCCUCUCUGGUCCUGCUCACUACAAUGGCCAGGCUCGUAUGAAGUAGCUGCUUCUCUCGGCUCAGACAGACGCGCCUCAAAGCAGCAGCAACAGCAGCAGCAUAUUUACUGACUGACAUUGAGACGCGCAUUCUGGAAUAUGAGGCAUUUUUGAGUCAAAGGUUCAUGAGGCAUUUGAGCUCUUUGGGAUAGCUGUCAGUCGUCGCGGAUUCCUGAAGCCUGUCUCUAAAAAAGCCCAUACCUCAUCUUCCGCCUCAGCCUUGCAGCAAACUCACAUUUACUGUCACACCACAAGUCGCUCCUCGUCCUCCUACCUAAUUGCUGGCUCUGAACUCUGCUGGGAUGGACACUGAGUCAACCCACUCUGGCUACUCCAGUCGCUCGGGGAGAUCAAACCGGCAUGGAGAUCGAAGCCGCGAAAGAUACAAAUGCGGCAGUAGCAAAGACAGCAGUCGCUCUGAGAGAUCGGUCGUCAUCAACCCGCCCGACACGCCAUCCCAGGACUCCCCGAUUCACAACGAAGAGCCGCUGCCUGGAGAACCUUCAGCAGCAGCAGAUCCUGGAGAUGAAGCCCAGGAUGAUAACUGGGGAGAAACCACCACAGCUGUUACAGGGACGUCUGAGCUCAGCAUCUCCCAGGAGGAAGUGGUUGGCCUGGGAAAAGAGAUACAAGAUCGAACCCAGGGCUUCCGACGUUAUCUCCCCCUGGCUGUGGGCUCCUGUGUUGGUCUGCUGGUGCUGGCCACACCCUUGGUCUUCCUGCUUCUUCCGGUAGUAAUGUGGCCUGACAGACUGCAGGCGUGUGGCGCAGCGUGCGAGGGCCUCUUCCUCUCAAUCUCCUUCAAAAUCCUCAUCCUCCUAGUUGCUGUUUGGGCCUUGUUUCUGAGGCCCAGUCGGGCCGGCCUGCCAAGGGUUUGUGUGUAUCGGGCCUUCCUCACCACUCUCACACUGCUGCUCACCAUGUCUUAUUGGCUUUUCUAUGGGGUCCGGAUCCUAGAUGCACAGGAUGAAGAUUACCAUGGUAUUGUGCAGUUUGCCGUGUCUCUGGUGGACUCCCAGCUGUUUGUUCACUACCUGGCAGUCGUGCUGCUGGAGCUUCGCCAUCUCCGGCCCUGCUACAGCAUGUGCGUCAUCCGCUCCACAGACGGAGAGACUCGCCACUACAACAUCGGCCAGCUAAGCAUUCAGCGAGCUGCUUUGACCAUUCUGGAGUAUUAUUACAGAGACUUUCCACUGCACAACCCUGCCCUUCUCUCUGCCUCUAAACACCGAACCGCCAAACACCUGGCUGGGUUAAAGGUCUACAACGUGGACGCUCCAGGGAGCAUGGCUGCAGCUCAGCCCAGUAAUGGAAAUCAGUCACGGGCCAUGGUUACACCUGCUACUAAACGCAAAGACAACGCGCACAGUGAGCUGUACUAUGAGGAGGCAGACUAUGAGAGGAGAGUCCGCAAACGAAGAGCCAGGCUGGUGGUCGCUGUGGAGGAGGCUUUCACACAUGUCCGGCGCAUGAAGAAAGAAGACGAGAACGCAGCACCGUCUGACAUCAUGGAUGUUCGUGAAGCCGCUCUGGCAAUAUUUCCCUCAAUGGCUCGUGCCCUGCAGAAAUAUCUCCGCACCACCAGGAGGCAGCACUGCCACAGCAUGGAGAGCAUCCAGAAGCACCUGGCUUUUUGCCUAAUUAAUAACCUGAGUCCUAAGGCCUUCCUUGAAUCCUACCUCGCUCCCAGUCCAACCCUGCAGUACGGCCCUGAACGCUGGAUGGCCGAUCAAUGGACUUUGAUCAGUGAAGCAUCAGUCACCAGCGGCAUUAAGGAGGGGACAGAGUUCCUGCUCAAGUGUCUUGAUUUUAGUUUAGCGGUCACAGUCAAGGGCAUACCUUACAUCCGUUUGACUGAAGAGUACAUUGACCCCAAGUCUCAUAAGUUUAUACUGCUGCUCCAAUCAGAAACCUCCGUUUAGUAGUGACACGGUGGAGCAGUGUUGCUGCUCGGUAAAACACAGAACUGUUUAUCUGACAUGAAUUUUUCAAGAAUAACUUUUUGUACUUUUUUUGUACGUAUGUGUGUUGUUUUUUAAAUUGCCUAUCUUGUCAUCAAGAGGAACUGGAACAAUGAUAAAGGGUUGAAAAGGAUUUCUUUUUGCAGACGAUUGCAAGGCUCAGUUUAGUUAUUCCUCUAUGCACUACAGACGAUCCUCACAAACAUCUGCAGUGCCUUGGAAAAGCACGUCCUUUCAAAUUUUUACAAUUUUUUCAUAUUUUAACCACAAAUGCCAGUUUGUUUUAUAGGGAUGUUAAUGUGAUUGACAAAGUGUUGCACAAUUAUAGUAUGAAACAAAAAUGUGUUAAGUUUUCAUCUCAUAUAAGCAGAGCACAAUCUUACGUAUGUUUGCUAUGUACCCUACAUAAUGUUACACAUUUUAGAUAAGAGUUUCUGUCAACAAUAGCUUUCUUCUUACCACUCUUCCAUAAAAGCCAGAUUUGGGGAGCUUGUGGCUAGUUGUCUUGUCAACAGGGUCUUUGACUUGGGCUGUGGAUCUCUGCAGCUCCUCUAGAGUAACCUUGGUCGAUUGACUGCUUCUCUGGAUUUUAUUUAGUGAUAACAGAGUGAAGGGGACUAAAUACAAAUGCAUGCCACACUUUUCAGAUUUUUAUUUGUUUAACAAAAAAUUAAAACCAUGUAUCAUUUUCCUUCCACUUUAAUAUUAUUUACUGCUUUGUGUCACAUUAAAUCCCAGUAAAACACAUUGACGUUUGUGGUUUUAACGUGCCAAAAUGUGAAAACAUUCAGAGGGUAUGGACAUCAUUUCAAGCCACUGUAUCUUCAUUAUGUUUGCUUUCAUUACUGUGUGCCUAUGUGCCGUAGGAAAGUUUCAGAAUUAGGAAAAAAGAGGGAAUAUAGCUUAUCCAUAGCUUUUUCAUAGAGGUGUACUUUGGAGUCUGUCUUAUGCAGUUCAAUAUAAAAUGUACUUUUUACUAGCUUAGUGCUGUUCAAAAGUCUUGAGUCAUCUCUUAUUUCUUUAUAUUUUAAUUCUAAGAAGCCAGACUAUUUGCAAUCUGUUAAUCUGGUCUUGAUCACUUGUUUCACGGGGUUGUUGAAGGCUUUUUCUUAAGGAAAGGUAUGAAGGAUCAUCUGAAUGCAUGAAGAACUAUUGAUCAAGACAUUUUUAAUAGAUCACAAGACAAUCUGACCACUUAAAAGAAAAGUGUAAAGAAAUGGUGACUGUCUAAUACAUUUGCACAGUGCUUUGCUCAUUUUUUUAUUUGUAGCAGUUAUUAUUUAUAAUCAUUCUGUAUAACAGAUGUAUGUACAGUAUUUAUAUGUAAAUACAUUUUUAUCCCAUCA
Messenger RNA from Girardinichthys multiradiatus, 3372 nucleotides. RefSeq names its product vang-like protein 1. The transcript has 9 exons. Gene Ontology annotation, biological process: multicellular organism development. NCBI's taxonomy places the organism in Eukaryota, Metazoa, Chordata, Actinopteri, Cyprinodontiformes, Goodeidae. Gene Ontology annotation, cellular component: plasma membrane. The record is from RefSeq and is a predicted model, not a curated record. Bases 368 to 1987 code for a protein of 539 amino acids.